Molecule: messenger RNA, 1507 nt
Organism: Vespa mandarinia (Asian giant hornet)
Lineage: Eukaryota; Metazoa; Arthropoda; Insecta; Hymenoptera; Vespidae
Gene: BCL7-like
Product: chromatin remodeling complex subunit BCL7B-like protein
Source: RefSeq, a predicted model, not a curated record
AUAUAUAUAUAUAUAUACAUAUAUACGUAACCUCCUUGCAACUUUAAAUUUCCAUUUGACUGUAUAAACGACAAAGGAUUCCUAGCUAUUAAGUGAAAUAUCAAUUUUCAAGUAGGGAAAAUGCAAUUGUAUCGUAUGGCCAUAUUGCGAUUAUUCGUGCCCUCUGUCCGAUUUUAUGCCUAAUCGGAAUUCGAAAUUCCUGUCAAUUCCAGUUUUCUAACCUUUACAACGGAUGUCCCGGUAUUUUGUAGUUUCAAAUUCAGUCCUUCAUUAGUAAUAGUUUAAUCGCGUAAAAUAAUAUGAUGUCGCGGUCUGUACGAGCAGAGACUCGUAGUCGUGCUAAAGAUGACAUUAAACGUGUAAUGCAAGUUGUUGAUAAAGUUCGUCAUUGGGAAAAGAAGUGGGUAACGAUAGGGGAAACAACUAUGAAAAUUUAUAAAUGGGUACCUAUUUCGACCCUUGACCAGAAGAAAAAGGGAAAAACUGGAUCAGAUAAGGAAAAUGGUUUACCUAGGAAAGGAGGAAUAGAUAAUUCUAAUUCAAAUUUUGGCCUAACAGAAGACUCAAAUACAUGUUUUUCCACCGUUAGUGAUUCUCAAGGAUUAACCGACUUUUCAGCACAUUUAGGAUUUUCUGAAGAUUCUAAUUCUCAAAAUAGUGAACCAACACCUAAGAGGUUAAAGACUGAUUAAAAAUUAUACUCGCAUAUACAAAUUGAAGAAUGAAAUGUUUAAUAAUUUUUUAAUUUCACAAAUCUGCACAUAACAGGUUUACAUUAAAAAAAUAAUCUCUUAGAUACAUGGAAUAAACACUGUUUAGAGAAUUCUAUACUUCGUGAGUUUAUAUGGCACGAAGUGUUUUCUAAAUGAAUGAAAAAAUAGGAAAAUUUCUUCUUAUAUUUCAUUUAUAUUUAGCAAAAUCUAUUUGAUAAUGUAUCAUACAAGAAGCUAUAUCUUGAAGACAUUUUAAAUUAUGUAAAGUAAGUUUUAUUUUUUUACAUAUAAAUUUAUUAAAUGAAUUUUCUAAGUGAAUUUAAAUAAUAGGAUCAAUAAUAUUUUGAUUUAGUAGAACAAUUUUUACUGAAUGUGCAAUCCAUUUACUAGCAUUCAAAUUUUUUGUUAUAAUAAAAAAGAAAAACAAAUCAUUAAUGGCCAAAUUGUAUCUCAAAUGUAUUGUACAUUCAGAAUGAUUGCAGUAUUAUAUUGUUUUUGCAAUAAAUCAUGUUCUACGUAAUUCAAAUGCAGUGCUUAAAAAAUCUUUCUUCAAAAAACUCAGAAUCUAAGAUUGUGUAAAAUAUAAUAUUUUAAAACACAUGCGUAUUAUUUUUUAAAUUAAUAACUUUGAAAUGAGAAUGUAUUAUUAUACUUCAUUGUACAUAUUUCAAACAUCGUGUUACACGUCGAUUAAGAUUUUAAGGUCACUUGCAUUCCUUCACAUUUUAUUAUAGCACCGUGACAUGUACAAAAUAAGCUUUCUCUCAUAAAUAAAAUAGAGCAAAUCAUGUGUA